CCCCUGGUCCUGGGCAUGAGGCUGGAGAGCAGCAACCUCCCCGCGCCGAACGCGGCGAACUUCUCCCCCAUCCAGGUGCUGGAGGGCACCGAGAUCAAGCUGCGCCUCUACGGGCUGGGCAUGCACGCCCGCGUCUCCGAGAUGGUCUCCUUCUCCGAGGUGGGCCCCGGCGGCAACGCCUCCUUCUGGGGCGAGGCCGCCAACGCCACCUGCCCCGAGAAGACGCAGGACCUGGUGGUGCACCGGCGCGCCGAGGAUAGCAGGGAUACCUCGGCCGUGGUCUCCGUGACGGUGCAGCUCCUGCGCAAGGCGGAGAAGUCCAAGCUGUACGUUCUGUGCACGCAGAGCGGCCCCGGGCAGCCCUGGCUACCCCUGGAGGGCCGCGAUGCCUUCCUGCAAGUGAUGGAGGAGAAGAAGCACCUGCUGCCACUCUGGUUCCAGGUGAUCCUCAUCGUCUGCCUCCUGGUCCUCUCAGGUAUGUUCAGCGGGCUCAACCUGGGCCUCAUGGCCCUGGACCCCAUGGAGCUGCGCAUCGUUCAGAACUGCGGCACCGAGAAGGAGAAGCGCUACGCCCGCCGGAUCGAGCCCAUCCGCCGGAAGGGCAACUACUUGCUCUGCUCCCUCCUCCUGGGCAACGUGUUGGUCAACACCACUCUCACCAUUCUCCUCGACGACCUCAUCGGCUCUGGACUGGGGGCCGUUGUGGCCUCCACCACGGGAAUCGUGAUCUUUGGGGAGAUCGUCCCGCAGGCCCUCUGCUCCCGUCAUGGCUUGGCGGUGGGGGCCAACACCAUCGUGGUCACCAAGUUCUUCAUGCUGUUGACCUUUCCCCUCUCCUUCCCCGUCAGCAAGCUCCUGGAUUGUGUGCUUGGUCAAGAAAUUGGCACGGUCUACAAUCGGGAGAAGCUGGUGGAGAUGCUGAAGGUGACGGAACCUUACAAUGACCUGGUGAAGGAGGAGCUGAACAUGAUCCAAGGGGCCCUGGAGCUUAGGACUAAGACAGUGGAAACUGUCAUGACCCCACUGCACGACUGUUUCAUGAUCAACAGUGACGCCAUCUUGGAUUUCAACACCAUGUCUGAGAUCAUGGAGAGUGGCUACACUCGUAUCCCCGUCUUUGAGGAGGAGCGGUCCAACAUUGUGGAUAUACUUUACGUCAAGGACCUGGCCUUUGUAGACCCUGAUGACUGCACCACCCUCAAGACUAUCACUAAGUUCUACAACCACCCUGUCCAUUUUGUCUUCCAUGACACCAAGUUGGAUGCCAUGCUGGAGGAAUUCAAGCUGGGUAAAUCGCACCUGGCCAUUGUCCAGAAGGUGAACAAUGAAGGUGAAGGUGACCCUUUCUAUGAGGUGCUGGGCCUGGUGACACUGGAGGAUGUCAUUGAGGAAAUCAUCAAGUCAGAGAUCCUGGACGAGUCAGAUAUGUACACUGACAACCGAUCCAGAAAACGAGUGAAUAACCAGAAGAACAAAAGGGACUUUUCUGCCUUUAAAGACAAUGACACAGAGUCCAAGGUGAAGAUCUCCCCGCAGCUGCUCCUAGCUGCUCACCGCUUUCUCUCUACGGAAGUGACACAGUUCACCCCCUCCCUCAUUUCGGAAAAGAUCCUGCUCCGACUGCUCAAGCACCGCGACGUCAUCAAUGAGCUGAAGUACGACGAAGAAAACAAGAAGUGCCCCCAGCACUUCCUCUUCAACAGGAACAAGCCAGCUGACUUCUUCAUCCUCAUCCUGCAGGGCAAAGUGGAGGUGGAGGCCGGCAAGGAGAAUAUGAAAUUUGAGACCGGUCCUUUCUCCUAUUACGGAGUGAUGGCAUUGAGCCCGUUGGUCACCACAAUUUCAGAGGUGCGUUCUCCAUCUCACUUGAGCAAUCUGAAUCGGUCGGCCUCCCUCUGCUACCACGAGCGCUCCGACUCCAUCUCCUCCAACUUCAGCGGGAGCAACAACCAGCUCAACGCCAGCGCCAGCUCCCAGUACAUCUCCGACUUCAGCGUCCGCGCCCUUACGGACCUGCAGUAUAUUAAGAUCACACGCCUCCAGUAUCAAAAUGGCCUGAUGGCCUCCCGCCUUGAGAGCUGCCCCCAGUCUCCUGAUGGCGGCACCCCCAAAUUGGAUACCUCCUUGUCAGAAAAGGUGGAGACCUCAGUGACGGAUGAAACAACCAGCCUUUUGAAUGAGAGGAACUGCCAACACCACAAAGCAAACCACAGCCCCCCAGACAACGUCGUCUGACCCCGGCCUUUGGGCGACCCGGUCUGGUUUGUUUUGCCUCAGUCCUUCCCUUCCAAAGACGAGAACUUGGGGGCGGUGGGGGGGGGAAACACACCAGUGCCCACAAGAGGAUUUUGAUUGUGUACCUACAAACCUCAGGUAGUGGCUGCAGCCAGGGAGGGAGAACAUCCAGAUAAUUUUUCUCUCUAAGCUCUCCCCACAUCCACACACUCUUCCUUUGCAGGACAGUUUGAUCCGUCAACGGCCGGCAGCCUGACCGUGGAAACAGCUGCCCAGCUGCUGACGAAAAGGAUGCGGGUUCUGGAUACCAAAGGGAACUUGGUCACAGAGCGCCAAAGCCCAAACCGCGUGCUGUGAUCUGGAUGCACCUGUUUUCAUUUCAGGCGGGGGGUGGGGAGGGCCUGGCUGCCCUGAAGAUUUCCAAAGGGAGCUCGCUCCCUGCUUGCUUUUCUACGCCAGCUUUUUAUUUAAACAAACAGAAAGAGACAAAGCAGCACCAUGGCCAGGCGCGUUCAGAAGAGAGGAAUCCUAUUCUGGAGCACACCUGGCUCUUCUCCAGCUGAGACCACCUUGUGGAAAGUGGCACUCCCUGCCUCUAGUCCAGAGGCUGGCAGGUAGAGAGACCACACAGAACUGGCCAGAAGGAGAGCAGGGCAGCUGCUGGGGUCCUACAAAGGCAACAGCAGCCCCCUGCUGAGAGGACAAGAACCCUUUUGCUGUCUCAGGAAGUUCUGUUUCUUGCAUGUUGUCUGGGGGUCUGUUCUGUUAUUCUGUUAUAUUUUUAUUUUUUUAUCCAGCCCAUUGGGCACUGGACAGGAGACGAGUGUCUGACAAACAUCUAGGAACUAAGCAGGGUUUAAAAGUUGGUGGAACCCGCACUCUGCCCCUGGCCUGCCUCCGGGGGCAGUGGUGAGAGUGUUUCUUUUUGGAGGGCGGGGGAACUGUUGCUUCCUCAUUCAGGCUCUGAUCCCACUGAAGAAAGUGCGCCCCAAGGAUAAUGAGAUGAAUUGUGCCGCUUCACGAAUGCUUUCCCGGUAUGCUGUACGAAAAGCUUCCUGGAAAUCGAAAAAUGAGUGUAGCAGGGAGAAGGCAGGGCUAGAAUUUGUUGAACUCUUCUUUGCUUGCAGGGAGUUUAUGUUCUCUUAGUUGUUGCUCUUGUUUGUUUUUACAUGGGGGGUGGGGGACAUCCAGAAAUGGUAACCUCCAGAUACAGACUCAAAUGGUACAGUCCCUUCUGCUUAUUUCUUCUCCCAUGUAGAUCAGGCCAAGAAUGAUCAGCUCUGCUAGGCUCCUAGUUUCAAGGUCUCAUGCAGAAAUCUGACAGAGCCAAUGACAGUUCCCAGAUCUUGUAUGUGGUGCCUUUGGGGACUUAACAGAGUUGGAAGUGACAAUACCAGUUGCAGCACAGGAACAUCCCUGAAGGGUUUCCAGAUGCAGGAGUUUUCAGUCAUAACUGAAAUAAUAAAUUGUCUUUUGCUUUGUU
Messenger RNA from Lacerta agilis (Sand lizard), 3718 nucleotides. RefSeq names its product cyclin and CBS domain divalent metal cation transport mediator 4 (gene CNNM4). Gene Ontology annotation, cellular component: plasma membrane. The coding region runs from base 16 to 2235 and encodes 739 amino acids. Gene Ontology annotation, biological process: magnesium ion transport; magnesium ion homeostasis. NCBI's taxonomy places the organism in Eukaryota, Metazoa, Chordata, Lepidosauria, Squamata, Lacertidae. The transcript is spliced from 7 exons. Gene Ontology annotation, molecular function: sodium ion transmembrane transporter activity; magnesium ion transmembrane transporter activity. The record is from RefSeq and is a predicted model, not a curated record.